Amphiprion ocellaris (clown anemonefish) is the source of this 4584-nucleotide messenger RNA. RefSeq names its product ER degradation enhancer, mannosidase alpha-like 1 (gene edem1). Gene Ontology annotation, cellular component: membrane; endoplasmic reticulum. NCBI's taxonomy places the organism in Eukaryota, Metazoa, Chordata, Actinopteri, Pomacentridae. Gene Ontology annotation, molecular function: calcium ion binding; mannosyl-oligosaccharide 1,2-alpha-mannosidase activity. The record is from RefSeq and is a predicted model, not a curated record. Bases 143 to 2059 code for a protein of 638 amino acids. The transcript has 12 exons. Gene Ontology annotation, biological process: carbohydrate metabolic process; mannose trimming involved in glycoprotein ERAD pathway; endoplasmic reticulum mannose trimming.
UGACAGGAAGUGUGUGAGGCGGAUUCACUACCACAGCCUCUCCUGCUAGUUUAGGCUGACAAACGGCGGAUUUGUCUUUCUUUCGCCACCUCGGAGGUAUGUGGACUUGAAUUAUGCGUUUAAAGACCGACCCGGGGCAAAGAUGCAAUGGAGGUCGAUAGUAGUUGGCCUGGUCGUGUUGAGACUCUCCCUCAGCUGUGUGUUGUGGUUAGCCUUCGGACUGGGACCUAACGUUAGCUGGGGCUUCAACUUCCACCUCAGUUUCAAUUUGCACAAAUUAGACCUGUUGUUCAGGGAGGAGAAAGGGACCGACCCGAGCGGAACCUCCUGGUCCCAGCGAAUACAAGCUCAAAAAUAUGAAGAGACGGCGAGCACCUGUGCGAAGGCUGGAGAGGAGUCAGCCAGGGGUUCCUACCUGAGCUUCUUCGACGGCAACAAGGACGAGUACGUCCGGAGAUACAGCUCCUUCCCGGACACGCUGAAAGCAAAGAUGAAAGACAUGGCCAAAGAAAUGUUCUAUUUCGGAUAUGACAAUUAUAUGAAAUAUGCCUUUCCCGAGGACGAGCUGAAUCCCAUUGACUGUGAAGGGAGAGGUCCAGACGUGCUAAACCCGUCGAACAUCAACAUAAAUGAUGUCUUGGGGAACUACUCACUCACACUUAUUGACACCUUAGACACCCUGUUGGUGCUCGGCAAUGUGACAGAGUUCCAGAGAGCCGUCAAACUGGUUAUAGAUACUGUAUCUUUUGACAAAGACUCAACUGUCCAAGUGUUUGAGGCAAACAUCAGGAUAUUGGGAAGCCUGAUCUCAGCACAUAUUCUGCUGACUGACCCAAAACAUCCAUUUGGCAAGGUGGGCUUUGAAGGUUACGAUAAUGAGCUGCUGCAUUUGGCUCAUGACCUGGCUGUCCGUUUGCUGCCAGCCUUUGAGAACACCAGCACAGGCAUCCCUUACCCCAGAGUGAACCUGAAGAGUGGGGUUCCUCCUGACAGCAUCAAUGAGACGUGUACUGCAGGCGCUGGGUCACUGCUGGUGGAAUUUGGGAUUUUGAGCCGCUUGAUUGGAGAUUCCACAUUUGAGUGGGUAGCCAGACGAGCAGUCAGAGCUCUGUGGAACCUGAGGAGCAAUGAAACCGGUCUGCUGGGGAAUGUGGUUAACAUCCAAACAGGCCAGUGGGUUGGCAAGCAGAGCGGCCUCGGAGCUGGUAUGGACUCCUUCUAUGAGUAUUUGCUGAAAUCAUACAUCCUUUUUGGUGAAAAAGAGGACUACUGGAUGUUUCAAGCUGCUUAUGAGAGCAUUCAGAACCACCUGAGAAGAGGGAGAGAGUCAUGCAAUGAAGGAGAGGGUGACCCACCUCUCUAUGUUAAUGUGAACAUGUUCAGCGGUGAGAUAAUGAACACCUGGAUCGAUUCCCUUCAGGCCUUCUUUCCUGGGCUGCAGGUGCUGAAUGGUGAUGUGGAUAAUGCCAUUUGCCUGCACGCUUUCUACUAUGCCAUCUGGAAGCGCUUCGGGGCUUUGCCGGAGAGAUACAACUGGCAGCUGCAGGCUCCUGAUGUGCUCUUUUACCCUUUAAGGCCGGAGCUGGUGGAGUCGACUUACCUGCUGUACCAGGCGACCAAAAAUCCUUUCUAUUUGCAUGUUGGAAUGGAUAUUCUUCAGAGCCUUGAGAAAAAUGCCAAAGUCAGAUGUGGGUAUGCAACUCUGCACCACGUCGUGGACAAAUCCAAAGAGGAUCGGAUGGAAAGCUUUUUCCUGAGUGAGACCUGCAAAUACCUUUACCUGCUGUUUGAUGAGGACAACCCCCUUCACAAAUCCGAUAACAAGUACAUCUUCACCACAGAGGGCCACGUCGUGCCCAUAGACAAGCGCUUCAGGGAGAAACAGUGGAAUGACUUGUUUCCAUGUGAGGAGGGAGCGCUGGCAGAAAGAGAGCCACACAGCCAGCCAGCUCCAAGCAACAUCAGCAAUUGUAACAGGAUCCCAGAGGAGCGACGGUACGCUCUGCCAUUGAAGAGCGUCUACAUGAGGCAGAUCGAUCAUAUGGUGGGGCUUUUUUGAGCGAGUGAAUGAUGUGGUGACAUUUGCAUGAACAGGCCUUAGAAGACAUCCACUGUUGGUCAGAAUCCUCAUCACAUCUGUUCUGCUGCUCAGGAACCGGACAGCAAACUGACACUAAAGGAAUCCUGAGAAAGCUGUUUGAUUUCUUGCUGUAUUAAAUUAAGUUUGCGUCAGUGUUUUUGCUGUUUGAUGGGUGAGGAUUUCAUAUGAGGAGUCAUCCUUUAUUAUUUCUUUUUGGCUGGUGACUAAUGGAGAUUCUUUAAGUGGUUUUAGAAUAACCGGUGUGUUUUAGUGGAGCAAAAAAUUGUCUGUUCAGGUUGGAGUGCAUGUGCGAUUGUGUGCGUGUUUGUGUAUUUUGAAUCACAGCUGAGCUGUGAAUCAUAUUAUUUUUAUGGGAACAGUGCCAUCUAGCCACACAUAUGUAAAACGUAUAGCCUAUAAAAAUACUCACCUCUAAAAACAUCUCUCUGAACAAGAUGAUUAGUGCCUCUUUGCAGUUGAUUCACUCGACUAGAUCAGUGCUUUCACAUAAGGGCUUCACAUUACCAGAUAAUAACAGGCGAUGACUUAUGCACAUACUGUAAAACCCUGUUUCCUGUGAGGUUGUAACAAGUUUUAGAUUGUGCCUGAAGGAACACUGUUCAUCUUUUGUACAUCUGAGGCAGGUUUUCAAAAUUGUUCAAACAGUUGUCACGUCUCUAUCUUUGACUCUAAAUCAUUUGUUUUCUUUUUCAUAAAGAGCAAUAUUGCAAAGACUUUAAAUUGGCUUCUAUUCUGGUUUUGUUUUGCACAUUUGUCAAGUAGAAACCUCAGCAAAGGCUAUUUUCUACCCAGGGAGUAACAAACAACAUAAAGGUAAACUGCUUCCUGCCUGUUUGGUAUGAAAAUGUUUCUGAUAAUACUGAAGAAAACAGAAGCAUUGAUCAGUCAGGCUCGUAGUUACUCGAUGUCUUACUGUGGGGACAUAGAUGUGCCAUGAUGGAAUGAGAGAGAGGUUCGUGAUGACUCUUUAAAGUGCCUUCAACUUGUAUAGGUUUUUCUGGAUGCUGUACAGUGAAUACUAGUUAUGGAUAACAUGUUUGAAUAUGUUCUGAGGCCACUGUUAUUGCACAGAAAGUGUCAUUCCAUGUGUAUGUACAGUUUUACACUGAUUAUGACAUUAAGCUCCUCUUUAGACAUGACAAAACAAGCCAUAAAAUGUUUUUUUUUUUUUUUUAAGAUUUAAAAAGUGAAAAUGUUAUUGUUUUUCUGUCAGGCAUAUUGCUACACCGCUUCUCCUGCAUAGUUUCAGGUUCUUGUUUAGAUUCGACAAAAAUUGUCAUUUGCUGUUUCUCUUAAGUGCACAUCAUACCUGUUGAUUGUCAUAUGGUGAGAACUCAGGGUUUAAAAGAAACAAAAAUCAAUGAAUGCUUUCAUAAAAAAAUCUUUCUUGAAAUGUUGUUGCCUACAAUGUCUUAGGAUAGCCUUAGGUAUUUAUAUUGCAAAUGUUACAACUUGGUGGUCUGAGGUCAAAGAAUAGCUACACUGAAGUCCAGUUGUACUGUGAUUAUUCACUUUUGUUCCUUACACAGGCAGAAAAAAUGUGAAGUUUGAUUCAUGUACAGCUCUGCUGAGGUGUAUUUUCUGGCUGGUUAAUUUUUUUGCCGGACAUUCUGACUGUGCAUUGGCUGUACUGGCUGUGUUACUCAUUUACGUCUGAACAUAAGUAUCUUUGGUUUUGGGAGACAUCUGUUCAUUUUCUCUAGUGUUGUUUAAACUGCCUCAGCUCAUAUCAGUGACAUUACCUGAAUCACUUCUCAAAUUAUCUUUAAAGGAACAGUUUGAGAUUCUGGGAAAUGAUGUUUAUUCACUUCCUUGCAAAGAGUUAAUUGCAAAGAUUGAUAUCACUUGAUGGCCUGGGCGAUACUUGCAUGCAGAAUGCAAGCUGUGUUGCAAACUUUUGCUGCACAGAAGUUGCUGCUAACUGCUCUCACAUGCUCAUUCAUGGAUCUUGAAAAUACGGUGUUUUGAUUAGUAAACUGUCAAAAUGAGUUUCUGCCACUUCCAGCAGCCACUUACCUUAGGUUAGGCCAAAGACUGAAAACAGGGAACAGUUUGCUUGGCUCUGAUCAUGUAAACAAAUUACAUUUGCAAGCACUAUGAAGUUCACUGUUCAAAUCACAUUUUGUUUAAUCUGUACAAAAAACAAUCUAUUAACAUUGCAUUGUGGUUGAACAAAACUGAACAAGACAUAACAUGACAGCUUGUGAAAUUUAGAGGUGCAAAUAGCUGAUUUUUGAUAGUUUGUUCAGAGCUGUUUCCACUCUUUGUGCUUAACUAAGGUAUCCAGCAUCACAUUCAUCGUGCAGACACACGAGUUGUAUUGGUCUGAUCAUCAAACUCUGCAAGAUUUCUCAAAAUGCUGAACUGUUCCUUUAAUCGGUAUGAAAAACUAAAUGUGUUCCAUCCUAAACAUUUCAGGUUUCGAUGCUUUAAAGGAACCUGGAAUAUUCUGUGAAUCAAUAAAUGACAGAUUAUGAACAAGA